This is a messenger RNA of Nycticebus coucang (slow loris), 2653 nucleotides long. It is a transcript of the gene TTC29, whose product is annotated as tetratricopeptide repeat domain 29. NCBI's taxonomy places the organism in Eukaryota, Metazoa, Chordata, Mammalia, Primates, Lorisidae. The record is from RefSeq and is a predicted model, not a curated record. The coding region runs from base 411 to 1847 and encodes 478 amino acids. The transcript is spliced from 14 exons. Gene Ontology annotation, molecular function: protein binding.
GAAUAAUUGAGAAUAACUUAUGUACUGGAAUUGAUGACUGAGAGAUAUCAAAAACACUUUGAGAACAAUUAUGUUUUUGGCCGGGGCCGAGUUUGAACUCACCACCUCCGGUAUAUGGGGCCGGUGCCCUACUCCUUUGAGCCACAGGCGCCACCCUAGCUCUAAAGAAUCUUAUGAUAAGCAGCAGAAGAAAGGAAUUAGUCAAAGAACGGCCAGUGAAAAUACAGAAAGCAGUAGGAAUAAGACCAAAGAGGAAGGAGCCACCUACGAGAGCCUCCUUGUGAGAAGGGAGGUGGAUGGAAUCCACAAACCUCUAAGGCAGAUAAAAGCAGCAAGGGCUGAAACAGCAGCACACAGGCUGAAGUUUGCAAGCCUGGAGAGACCUUCAGCAAUAAUCUGCAAAUUCCAAAAUGACCACCUUACCCCCACUGCCCAUGACACGCCCAAAGCUUACAGCCCUAGCCAGACAGAAGCUGCCAUGCUCCCCUGGAACAAUUCCAAGGUCUCAGUUGAUCAAAGAAAAAGAUGACAUAGAUCAUUAUCUGGAGGUGAAUUUCAAAGGAUUGUCAAAAGAGGAGGUUGCUGCUUACAGGAACUCGUACAAGAAGAACAUCUGUGUGGACAUGCUGCGAGAUGGUUAUCACAAGUCCUUCACCGAGCUCUUCGCUCUGAUGGAACAGUGGGAUGAGCUGAGAGAGGCUGCAAGACUCAGGUCCCUCAGCUGGUUGCAGAAGCCCCUAGAGGAGCAGCCUGAUAAACUGGAUCACUUCUACCACUACCUGACCAGGGCCGAGGCCGCUGAGAGGGAAGGAUACUUUGAAGAUGUCUAUAAAAACUUGUAUACUCUGGCCUGUUGCUUUGAUAAUUCUGAAGACAAGUGGGUAAGGAACCACUUCUAUGAACGCUGCUUUAAGGUCGCUCAACUCAUCAAAAUUGACGGUGGAAAGAAAGAAGCUGAGGCGCAUGCGCACAUGGGUCUUCUCUACGAGGAAGAUGGUCAGCUUCUGGAAGCUGCUGAGCAUUAUGAAGCAUUCCAUCAAUUGACGCAGGGGCGGAUAUGGACGGAUGAGACAGGCUCCUUUCUCAACUUGUUGGCCUGCGAGAGUCUCCUGAGGACUUACAGAUUACUCUCAGACAAAAUGCUGGAAAAUAAAGAAUACAAACAGGCCAUCAAAAUUCUAAUAAAAGCUUCUGAAAUAGCCAAAGAAGGAAAUGACAAAAAGAUGGAAGGAGAAGCUUGUUACUACUUGGGCUUAGCAUACAUGUCUGCUGGAGAAUAUGAGACAGCCCUAACAGUCCUUAACACUUACAGUCAAAUCUCUACAGAACUAGAUGAUGAUCUCAGCUUGGGGAGAGCCUAUGAAGCAAUAGCCAAGGUCCUGCAGAGCCAAGGAAAGACCACGGAAGCAAUUAACUACUUGGAAAAAGUUGUGAAACUUGCAAGAAACAAUUUCCAAUGUCUGGAUAUCGUGAGAGCGAGUACAAUGCUGGGGGAUAUCUACAAUGAAAAAGGGCUCUACAACAAAGCAUCAGAAUACUUUAAGCAAGCUUUUGACACAACAGUAGCAAUAAUGAACAAGCCUCUGAUGGAUGAAACAAAAGUUCAUUACGGAAUAGCAAAAGCCCAUCAGAUGAUGCUGGCAAUGAACAAUUGUAUAGAAUCUGAAGAUAUUACCAACCUUGACUACCUGCUGUCAUGGAAGGAGAACAGAAGUGACGUCGAACCUCCGCCUGUUAUGGGGGCAUUCAGAAGCUCAUCAGUAGAUGUACUUCAAGGUGAAUCUCAAAACUCAGAGCAUUUGGAAGAACUCACCAGUUUUCCAGAUAAUCAAAAAAAUGAAACUUAAAGCAGCUUUGACUCAACACUGGAAUAAGAAGAAAUAUAUCACAUCACCUUGGAUUUCAAUAUCUGUAAUAGGAGCAUGUUAUAAAUAAUAUAAGUAGAGUUAUAAUAAAAUUGUGACUGUGUUUUGAUUAGAUUUUGUAUUGCAGUGUACUACCACAAAUUUAAUUCAAAUAAUCUAAAUCUGUGAAAACAAAAUACAUAACACAUGCUUAGAAAUAUCAGCAAUUACCUACAAAAUACAUUAAAAUUUUUCCUCUUAUACCUUUCUCCAUAGGAAAUAGUGAUAUCAUUAAAUCAAAAUGUGACUGCUUCUAAUGAGGAAAUAGUUAUAAGUUUAGGGAAAUCUCACAUGCUGAAUAAAUUCAGGAUAAUAUUUACUAAAAUUCCAGGGAAACUUCAAUAUUUAGAAAGAUUAUAAGUAAUAAAGACUAUUACAUUGUACUGUUUUAUCUGCAUAAAAUACAUUUUAUGAUGUUUGGCCAAUAGUAUGUAAUCAAACUUACCCAUGUCAAUUUAAAAAUUUUCAAAAAAUCCCUCAGUCUUAUGACCCUUUUUAAUACAUCUUGCAAGUGAAAGAAUACAAUUGAUAUAACAGAUCUGAAGAUCUUCCAAUCUAGCGGAAUCCAUGAAUGAAGUACGUUACCAACAAUAAAGAAUUUUAUUCCCAUUUAACCUUGGUCUGUAUACACUUUAAAUCUCGUUUCUUUAAAUGCUCCAUGAUUGAAGAGUAUGGAGUCACUCUAGAAAAUUUCAGCAUAUAGAGUCAUUCAGCUUUCCACAUAACAAUGACACACCAGCAAUCUGCCC